AUGGCAGCGUCCUGUCUCAGCCUUGUCUCUUUGUAUGGCAGCUACCUCCGCCGCUGUCUCGCCAGCGCCGGCAUGUCUUCUCAAACAAUAGACAUUGACAGCGACACCUCCAUGCACUUCUGGGGUCCCAACCGCACUAAUUCCUCCACAACCAAUUCUAAACCUCCAUUGAUCCUGAUUCAAGGAUUUGGUCCACACGGCAUAUGGCAAUGGCGUCCACAAAUCGUGUUUUUCUCCGGCAAAUUCGACCUAUAUGUGCCCGAUCUAUUGUUCUUCGGUGAAUCUUAUACAAAAUCCUCCGAUAGGUCAGAAGUUUUCCAGGCGAUUUGUGUAACGAAGCUUCUCGAAAAAUUGGGGAUUCAGAAGUACUCUGUUGUUGGAACGAGUUACGGCGGCUUCGUGGCUUACCACAUGGCGGCGAAGUGGCCGGAGAGGGUGGAGAAGGUGGUGAUCGCCAGUUCCGGGGUGAACUUGCGGCGGAGGGAUAACGAUGAGUUGUUAAAAAGAGCCAAGGUUGAGAAGAUUGACGAGUUGAUGCUGCCCGCGACCGCCGGUCAGCUUCGGACGUUGAUGGGCCUUUCUGUUUUCCGGCGUACCUACUUGCCCGAUUUCUUAUUAAAUGACUUCAUUGAUAAAUGGUAUUCUGAUAACAGAAAGGAGAAGCUGGAACUCUUGAAAGGACUAAGUCUGGGACGAGAUGACACAGUAAACAUAUCUCCUCUUCCACAGGAAUCGUUGAUUGUGUGGGGAGAACAAGACAAGAUAUUCCUAUUAGAAAAAGCUCAUGAACUCAAGAAAUUGCUAGGGAAGAAGGCGAAAUUACAAGUCAUAAAGAACACUUCACAUGUUCCUCAACUUGAAUAUGCAGCAAAGUUCAACAACAUUGUCAAGAAUUUCUUAUUUGAAUAG
Fraxinus pennsylvanica is the source of this 909-nucleotide messenger RNA. The record is from the annotation of a GenBank genome assembly. Lineage: Eukaryota; Viridiplantae; Streptophyta; Magnoliopsida; Lamiales; Oleaceae.